Molecule: messenger RNA, 13310 nt
Organism: Xyrichtys novacula (pearly razorfish)
Lineage: Eukaryota; Metazoa; Chordata; Actinopteri; Labriformes; Labridae
Source: the annotation of a GenBank genome assembly
CCUUCACGCUGUCUUGUGGCGCCCAUGGGUCUGCUCUGUUUGUGGGUGACCGUAUAACUUUUUUCCAUCUCCUCCCUCCUCUUCUCCUCGUGUCUGCCUUUUUCCGCUAGAUUCACCGCCGCGUCGCCAGCGAAGCACAAGCAGCGACGGAGAAAAUAGUGACAGACCCAGGGACAUCCUUGUUGCCACAGCAACUACACAGAGCUCCAUUUCCGGCUUUGAGGGGGGACUUUCAAAAUAAAUUUGCUGACGGCUUAACUCGUACACCCAUUCACACACAUUGCUAAUUGUAUUCCAAAACAGCAAACCAAGUUAGUCUGUUUCCAGGCUUUCCGUUUCAGAAAUGAAAGGGCAACCACAUGCGUUGUAGUAAAGAUGUAUUUGUUGGUUGUGUGUAUAAGUAAUGAAGUCAACACAUUUUAAAACUGCCCAAUACAUAUGAUUUAUUGUGGCUGUUUCCCCCAGAAAUUGAUGAAGACCUUUGUUACUUUUAAAACACAUUUUAAUGUCAUUUUAACAUGGAAUUUACAUGAAUUAAUCGUCUUACACUCGUGUCAAUGUCUUCACACAGUAUAUUAUUUAUGAUUAUUUAUGAUUCUAUCGAGACAUUAUUUCUUGGAUGGAUGACUAAGAUUAAGUAAAACAUAUCUACAUUUAGGGAGCAUUUUAUGUCACCCAAACAGGACAUGAUGACUGAAGAUGAUAUCUUAUUCUUGGUAGUUUAUAAACUAUAGAAUUGUAAACUAGGAGUCUAUUCCUCUUUCUAUCUCACAUGUAACUGUAGGCCGAUACUUGAUACCUAAUCUUUGCUUCAUAGUGAACAAAUUGUUACUCAGUAUGAAAUGGAUCUAUACAUGUCUGUCUUAAUGUGUUGUUUGUCUAUGGAUAAGAAAGUCUUUCUAGCAUGUCUUCCUUAGACUUGCCUAUGUUUUUUUCUUUUUUUUUUUUUGAUUUUGAGAUACAUUAACAAGUUUUGACUGAUCUACAUCCCUGUCUCUCUUUUUAUGAUGUGGUAGCAUAGGCUACCUUCAGUCAAGGGCAUCAAGUAGUGUCCUGUAUUUUCAGUUGUUUUGUCAUUGCUGCAAUUUCUUUUAUCCUAAUCUAGAGGUAAUAUUAGUUUCACCAUUAUAGUGAGUUAAUAUCAGUUGAUGUCUGGAAAAUUACACUUAUUUUACUAUUUUUUUAAGCUUAUUUUAUGUGAUAAUGCUAAAAAUUGGUUUGUCACUGAGAGGCAAUGACAAAAAUAAACUGAGAUCUUUCAGAACCACUAAAGACCACUCCAGUGUAAGAUGCAGAGCCGACUCAUUUAAGAAUAAUUCUCAAACCUGUUAAUAACAAAUAUAAUCGCAUGUCCACAAUGGGCUUUCACUUUCUGCACUAGCGUAAUGGAAUAGUUUAAUAUAGCUUAAACCAUAAUUUUCGUAAACAUAGCUUGACAAUGAUUUCAAUUUGACGUCAUCGCUCCAACUUUUAUUUUGAAACGUUUCAACCGGAAACCGUCAAGUAGCUGCUGCUAGUUUGAUUGUAGACAAAAAACUGCGAAAUCAAGGAGAGGGACAGCGCCCAGAAUAACUGUAAACCCCAGCUAACUGCGUGGAGCAUCGUGUUGGAAAUGGGACUAGGAACAUUACCCCCGGGCUGUCGGACGUUUAAACACAGGUAUGAGGUCGCUCCUUACACCGCCAAGGUCACAACAAGAAGCCUGUUAAAAAAUUUUCCCUACAUGAGUCCGUCCGAAGCGAAGUUGCUUUCCCGUGAUGUUGACGACAUUAUAUCCUCCAGCAGUCUGUGGCUGACUUAUGUGUUCCCCCAGCUGAGAUUUUCGGUGUUAUGAGAAGUGAGGACGGUUAUUUUCAAGGAGGAGGAGGGCGGUUGUGGUGCUGUUGUGGACCGGAGCGGACUUUUUUGUGGCCUGUGAUGGGCUCCGGGGUCUGCCUGGGGUUGGGAUAUGGAUGGUAUACAAAACAAGGCACGACACCGUUCGUUAAGUUUGCUGUUAGAGCUCCGUCAUUGUCGCCUCGACUUGAAGUGUCUCAACGAGUCCGACUUUGUUGUUGGAGCCUCUUUGUCCGGCUCAUCGGCCUGCUCCUUCUAGGUUAGGUUAAUCCAGUAAUCUGGAAUAGAGGUAGUUGCAUUUCGCUAUAACACCAUUACCUCUCAUCCUCCUCCUGCUGCUCCUUCCUCUUCCUCCGGCACACUCUGGGACCCACAAAGUACAGAUGGUCUAUUGGGGUGUUAGCCACAUAGCUAUUCAUGUCUCUUGUAAUUUCAGAAUUAUUAACAAAACCAAUGAAAAAUGUUACGUGCGAAACGGUUAACCGACUAAGCACUUCCAGUCAUGAUUAUGAUUCAUCCUUGAGGUUCUCUAACAUGACUUUAAGUUCCCUAAAUUUAUUACAGUUGUAUAACAUUCGGUAAAAUUGUUGUUUAGCAGUGGGUCACAUUGUAAAUAACUUCAAGAAAUCAUAUUUGGCUGUGAUGUGUAUGUGAUGUCCAGCUGAAAUUUCAUAACGCAGUUUAACAACUGAAACGACCUAUCAAUUAAUCGAUUAGUCCCCAAGCAUAAAGUUAACUACCGUCAGUUUCAGUUAUUUAGAUCAUUUAUCUAAUUAAAAAGCUCCAAUCAGUCAUAGUAGCUUACUCUAAUAUGGAGCCCAACAUAUUCUUCUUUCCCAUUUAUAUCUUUAUGGAUAUGUUUAUGUUUAUGAAAAUCUCUUGUGUAGGCUAAACAGUCAAUUAAUAUUGUAUAAAUAAAAGCUGGUAAUGAAAGUAAACCUUAGUAGCAGUGCAAUCUAUCUCGCAUAAUAAAUUAUUGAUAAAUGUGUUGUGAUGAAUAAGUGAGUCAGAUAUUUCUCAAGGCCUGAGCUAAUGUCUGAUGAAGACUACAAGUGCUUGUGCAUGCAGUGGGUGCAUGAAAGGCUUUUUUUUUUUUUUUUUUUUUUUUUUACACAAAACUCUAGUCUUGUGAGGUGAUUGGAAACAGUGUCCUCUUUGUUCGCUGUGCUCUGGUGGAGAGAAUUAAUCCAGCUAAUGACCUCUAAUGUAAGGAAAGCAGUAACAGCACAUCUGACAGGGAGAAAACAGGUUGACAUUCACUCGGAAUUAUCAAUGAUGUUUUUGAGUCUUCUGAGCGUUUGUGUAGGCUACAGGUAGAACUGUUUACAAGAUAUUGAGGGUCCGACCUUCUGUAUGCAUUUGUAUUUAGUUUAUGAUGAUUGUAAACUUUCAUAGCUGUGAUCACCUCAAGGAACGGUUCUGAAUCCAGCUUGUGUUCCUUUGCCAUGUUUGGCAAAAGUUGUCUGGUGGUUGAGUGUUUUAUCCUUAAAGACUCGCCGGUAUGGCACCUUUUUUUGUCCAAACUCUGACCAACUCCAGUUAAUCCUCCCAGUUCGUUGCUAAGAUUAGUGGUUUAUCUGGACCCCCGACCUGGUUUCCCCUUGCAAGCCCAAGUCCAUGCUGUGUGGUAAGAGCAUAUGGAGAAAGCAGGGUAUACAUUCUGAUGUCAUAAGUGUUAGUCCCAGUAAGUUUCUGACUAUACAAAAAACAUAAUCUUGUUUCUUUCAAUUCCAGCAACAAGUGUUUCAUGAGUCCCAAUCAGAGGAAUUUCUGUCCUGGUUCAGAUUUUAGUGACAGACAAUGGAGAGCAGAUGUCACCAGUUGCUCUGCUUCGUGCAGGGCUCAUUCACAUAUCCCAUGUGUUAAUAUGGGUUUGGCUCCUGCUUGACAGAUUUAGUGUGGUUUAAGUCUAUAAUCUCUUUUGUGGCUAGAUUAGCCAGGGCACGACCCGCUCUUCCUACAGUUUCCCUGUAUUCUGUCUAAUCUUUACAUUAAAUUUGAAGUGAAAAAGGAGUCAAUUUUUACACCCCUGCACAUGCUGGAAGAAUAGUUUUUAUUCUUGGGCCAAACUUGGAUGUAGAAUUUCCUGUGUAGAGUCAGCCAUGAGACUUCCUGUACUCUGGUGUUGGGUUUGGAGGGGGUGGAGAAGUAGGGAAGGAAGGGGAAGAGAAGCAAAAGCAGACUGUACUGAGUGUCAACCUCCGUUGCUUUUGCAUGCAUGUCGCUCUCUGUAUCAGACUUGAAACAAAGCAAAGUGACCAGACCAGGGAAGUGAAAGAGUGGAUUUUAUCUUCCGGCUCUCUGUCCCCAGAGUUUAUCCUUCAGUACCCUCUGCUCUUACAGAAAUCCUUUAUAAUCACAGAGCAAGAGCAAAAAUCCUAUCAGUUACAGUGAGGUAAGAGGUGGGCAGGGAAAUAUUUGUCUCUGAUGUCUCUCUUUUGUAUGAUUACAGGACAUGUCCUUUGGUUUGUUAGAACCGCAACACAACACUCAACUUGCCAAGCAUGCUACAGCAGUGAAACCUUGCUCCUACUUAGCAGGUGAGCUGAGCCCUGUAAGCCCGGCUCUCUGUCUGUUUCCUUACGCCAAAAGUAGCAUUCAUGGAAGCCUUAUCAGAAAUGAUCCCAUGCUCUGUAUCUCUCCCUGCCUCUCCCUCCCUCAGCCCCGUUUGAUCCAAGAAAAACGUGCCUUGUAAGGAAGCAGGAUGUUCACGGGCUCUACAAAACUGCCACCCACUAAAACCCCCCAGCCCGAGCGGCUGGAUGAAGUGUAUGCAGCCUUACGCAGAGGCUUACAGUGAGUAAACACAUCUCAGGGUCUGUUUGCAUUUAUGAUCGUGGAUGGCUGCCAGGUGACAUAUCAUUGAUGACGCAGGAAAAGACUGCCUUAAAGUCUUCAAAUGAAGGAAAUUUGUUUAAAUGAGUGUUUGUUUCUUCCUGUCAGGUCAUACCUGCAGGUCCACCAGCUGGAGCUGGACAGUCUGGGUCAGCAGAUCAGAGAAAACAAGAGGAAUGGUCGUUUGGUGAGAGCUUAUUUUAACAGAAACCAGUCACACCCACCUCAUCUGUUAGUCUGUUCUGGGCCAGUGUUGUCGUUUCCAGUUCUCAUACAGGUUGUUAAUUUGACACUUUGAUAUGCUAAAAUGUUUUCAUGUUGUUUCCUUUUCAGGGUUCUUUGUAUGAACAGGACAAGGUGAGUUUCAUUCACACCUGACAGAAGAUUUAACCAUUUUCUUUAAGUUUUUCAAGUUGAAUGAUUUGUUUAUUUUAAUUUGCAGCAAGUAAAAGCCAUAGAGAGGUUUAUGAGACGGUUGGAAUUCCACCUCAGCAAGGUUUGUAUGAAAAUGGACAAUCAGUAGUUGUUUACUCUCACAGAACGUGGUUUUAGAUGAAGCAGACAGCUGUUCAGGUUACUAAGUUAAAAAGUAUUGUUCAUCAGACUGUGGGUUGACUGUUGUAGACUGGUGGGAUUAUGGCAAUUUAAGGGGAAUUUUUACAGACAUUUUUUGUGGUGUUGAUGAAGGACAAAACGGAUAUGAGGAGAGACAGAGAGAUAAAAUAAUUCAGGGAUCAAUUUGAGUGCCAUAUCUGCUUCUUGUUUGUUGGAUGUGUAGAUAAGCUAAACUAAGCCUGCAUGAUAUGGUAGAAAUCUGGGAUUUGUGUUUGUAUAAUUCAGUAUUACAUUAAGGAUGAGAAACAUGAUGAAUAAAUAAAAAAACAAAGAUCCCUUAAGGUUUCAUUCAAAAAUUCAUUGCCAUUUUUUAAAACUUAAUUCUUUGUUCGCAACAUCCCCUCCUGUUUCUGGGAAAUCAUUUUAAAAUUAUUUAAAUUUUAUUUAUUUUUUCUCUAAAUUGGCACCAAUUAAUCUGAGGAUAGCCGCUAGCUAGCUUGAGCUUCAUCUGGCUGCAACAGAUUAACGUGAAUGCAUGGCUGUUUUAGUCAGGCUUCCCUAAAACCACCAUCAUGUUUGCAUGCUGAGGGAGAAAGCAUUGUCUGUGAUACCUUUCACUGUUGCAGCAUUCAGGGUAGAUGGGAAUUGAGUAGCUAAAUGAAACCCUCUUUGACUGUUAUUGUGUUUACUAUGUAAUACAAAAAUCUGACAAACAAAACUUCAAUAGGUAAAAAUUAUGAUGUGUUAUUAAAUUCUUUCAUUAGGUCACAGUCUGUUGUGUUAAAGGCUGUACUAUACUGUGUCUUCCAGGUCGAGGAGCUAUAUGAUGCUUAUUGUAUACAGCGCAGACUGCGGGAUGGAGCCAGCAAGAUGGUGGCAGCUUUCAAUUCUGCCACUGGCAGUAAGGAGGCCAGAGAGAGCCUGAGUGAAGCCAACAAGGGCUACAGAGAAUGUACAGAGGCAAGUGAUAGACCUGAAGGUCUGGCUGUUCGUUUGGUUGAUCUGUGUUAGACAUUAUUUUUGUAUUAAAAACAAGAUUUUAGACUUCAAAGUGCAUACAGUAUAUUGUAACAGCAUAAACAACCACUUUAACAUUACAUAAACCUUCAUACUAUCUCUUACUGCAGCACAUGUGCUCUAUUGAGAGUGAAAUAGAAAGCCAGAUGGGAGAAUUUCACGUCAAGAUGAAGGGUGAGUCAUUUUGUACACUCCUAUGACUCCUCAUUGGUUCCUUUCUGUGUCAGUCCGGUUCUCAUUUUUCUUGUUCCUCUUCAAUGUUUCAGGCCUGGCUGGCUUUGCCCGGCUGUGUGCAGGUGACCAGUAUGAGGUGCGAGACGCAUAUACAACUUUGUCAGCACAGAUAUUGAUAGUCUUUGUGUUUUCUGCCUUUCAUCAGCUAUUUUUGGCCCCAUUAGGUCUUAAUGCGAUAUGGGAGGCAACGCUGGAGGCUACGGGGGCGCGUGGAAGUCAGCAACAAGCAGAUAUGGGACAGUGAAGAAUACAUCUUCUUGCCUCUCGUCACAGAACUGCUGUCAAUCAAGGUAAUGAAAGCUUUUGAUCCUUCUGUUCAUAACUAACUCAGAUGAUUAAACCUGAAAAUACUGUGAAACUUUCUCCAACUCUUUGUGGCACCCAGUUUCAAACCAACUAGCUCUGGCUGAAAGUGUUAAUCUUUAAAAAAUAGGUCACAAGGCUAAAGAAUUUUCCAAGACGGCAGGAUAAUCAGAGCAAAUGUAACUCAAAGCAAAAUAUGAUUUGUCGUAGAGUAUAUUUUAGCUGUGCUUUGAUAAAUAUUUGUAGCUUUGCUGAAUAUUUAUGAGAACAGGACCCUGUAUGUAUGAGCAACAAGAAUAAAUCGCAGUUCCUCUGUUCAUAAAAGGAAGCAUGUUCGGUAACCUCAGCUGACCAGCACAGGCCCUAUUUUAGAAGGAAUAAUCAUGUUUGUUGCCAAGAGACGUAUUUUGUAUCCGGUUUGAAUGUUGUCAUGUAUGACACAUAAUGUUAAAUGAUUUAUAUGAUCAUAAAACUGUUGAAAUAUCAACUGAAAACAUGUGUAAGAAGAAAAUUGUGUAAAGGAAAACUGCAAACCUGAGACACAAGUUUAACAUUCAAUUCUACACCUUAGACAAACAGUCCCAUUCUUUUAAUGAAAAGAGACUUUUGGGGGGUUAUACAUACACAAAUCAAACUUGAUUAAAGCUCAAUCAGACUUUGGACAAAGACGACAUUUUAAAUGUUGUGUGAUGGGUCUUUCUAUAGUUCACAAUAAGAAAAAUGUAUUUCUUGGACAGUCUUAUUAUCCUUGAACUUAUUAUACAUAAUCCCUUAACCAUGCCUGCUUAAGCUUACAUUCUCUCUAUGUUAUAUUCUAAUAGUCUCAUGUCUCCGGGGUUUACUUGCUUUGGUUGUCAAGGUAACUGAGCUGAAGAGCCUGGCUAAUCACGUGGUGGUGGGCAGUGUGUCCUGUGAAAUGCUCGAUUUGUUCUGUCCACUACCCCAGACGCUUGCUGUGGAUAUAAAUGAUCUGGGGACGGUGAAGCUGAACUUGGAGGUGACCUGGAGGUACAUAAACACGCAGCUUACAGCAUCUUUGUAUUUUCACACAUUUAUAAUGUUAAUUCACUUGUGUUCUUGCCCUUUUUCUCACUUUAUCCUUUUGUUUUUAGUCCAUUCGAUAAAGAUGACCAGACAUCAUCCAGCAGUACGGUUUCCAAACGGCUGCUGUCCAAUCAGAGCCCUCCUGACACGCCCUCUAUGCGGGAGCAGGUGUUUUAUGUGAGUCACGUUAAAAUAGAAACCCUCUCAAAAAGUCCACCUGCUCUGUUCAGUCACAUGUUUGUAUUUGAAGGGUUUUUUAAAUCUUGAUUUAUUCCUCACAUAAACAUUCUGUUUGCUAUUUAAUUUACUCAUGGGUAUUAUUACUGUCACUUUACUGGCUUGUUCUAUUUCAGCUGCUCCCCAAGUGCUUGGUGUGUUGUGGUAGCAGUGAUGCGUGUGAGGAUAUUCACAGUGCGUUGUGUGUGAGGUCAUGUGGUCGUAGGAGUGGCGUGCUUAAUGCACAGAGAAUGAAUGAUAGCGGUAGCGGGGCGUGUGAUAGCAGCAUGUAUGAACGGAGUUGUGGUCCUUGUAGCUGUUUAAUAGUUGUUGAGUAGAACUCCAAUAUGUCCCUCCUCUUCCUCAUCACACGUGAAGAGCAUGCCUCGUGUCGUGCCCAGACACAGCCGGCCGCUGAUGGAGACUUUCCUCAACAUCAUGACGGAAAGGAUGGCAUCCUCACGUUUUGAGUUCAGCCACACGACACCCCGAUUCACCUCUUUGCAGUCGGUGUGUUGGGACGUAGAUGUAGCUGUAGUUUAGCAAGAAAUCAAAGAGUAGAAUAAAAAAAGAGAUUGAUUCAUCAAAGAUUAAUCCAAGAUUAAUCAAAGUCAAUCAAUAAUUGGAAGUAUGUUUUAAAAAUUCUCUAAAUUGAACAGGUUAUCUAUCCAUAUCCAUCAAACCAGGAUCAUAAGAGAAGAAGGCUGAUUCUGAAUAGAGGAGAAGCAUUAACAGGCUUUUUGACUUAAUGAGUAUACUGUGUUUUCAUAAAACUUCAAUUGUUGAUUUGAAAAUCACACAUUUUAGCUCCUCCUCUUGGGCCACAUAGUUCUGUAAAUAUAUCUGGAUAGUCAGUGGGUUUAGAUGAUCCUUUUUUUUCCCUAUAUUUUAGAACUGUGAAGUGUGUUUAUCAAAUCAAGAAAAUGACAGUAGUUGAUCUUCAGAUUUGAACAUCAUCAGAGUAACAGCUAAUCACAGAUCAGCUCUCAUAUUACUGUCUAUUUAAAGGCUUGAAGUCAACAUAUUCAGUUCAUAUUGUGAUUCAGCCAACACUCUGAUCUCUGUGAAAAGCUCCAUGAAUGAAUCACUGAAAUUAAGUCGUACAUCUUGACAUAAAGACUUGUUUUACUAAUCCAGUGGUUCUCAAACUUUAUAUCAUCCUGCUUCAUCUUUUUGUUUAAAUACAGAAUAAAGAGUUGAAAGAUCUUGAAGGUUAAGUGUAGAUACAGGAAUAUUUAGCAAUAAACAUUGGUCUGAUUCUGCAUCGAUACUGACCCAUGUUGUUUGUGAAGUUCCUGCUCCAUGUGGCUGAGAUUGACAUUUAAAGCAUCAAAUCACUCUAAACAUUUUCUCAGACCAAGAUGAGAUUGGUCAGUUUGUCUUUAGUUCCACUUCAUAUAUUUUGUACUUGGUUACCCACCUUCCAGCGCCCCUAUAACCCAGUUUGAGAACCACUAAAUAAAUAAUACAUCCCUUAAAUAUAUUGAGUUUACAUCCACGCUGACAUGUGCGUAAAUCUUGUAGCUGUGGUUUGAUUUUUGUGGACAUGACAGCCAUAAAUAUGAAUAACCUGUUGCUUCUCUGUGUCUUGUUUCCUGUCCAGUCUCUGCUGAGGCGACAGGGAGAAAUGGAGAACGGGACGGUCUGGUCCAACUCUUCUGAAUCCUCCGAUGACUCUUCCAGUCCCGCCCUGGCUCACCAUGCUCAGAGACUCGCUGCCUCCAACAUGCUGCCCACCACUCUAGCCUCCCAGCUGUCGCUAACGCCGCACAAGUCCAGUGCAUCGACGCCGUCCCUUUCCUCAAACCAGGAAGAGGAUGAGACAGAGAGCGGGGAGGUUUUCACUCAGACAGAGGCUGUGCCAAACGGCCACCUGCAGCCUCACACAGAGCAGCAGAGGAGUGCAGACUGUACUGUGACUAAAAGAGCGUCCGUCCAAUCAGCUGACGCCUCUGAUACCUUAGCAGAUCUGAGCUGCUUGGGCUCUAAGGUUUCCUCUGUUGCUCCUGUGACACGAGUGGAUACGACACAUGUGACUCAAUGUGGAGUUUCACAGGUGAGUGUUCCAGUGGUGGAAGUAAAGGAUGAUGCACCUGAGGAUUUGACAAAACCAGCUCAACAGACUGAAGCAGAGGAGCACAUCCCUAAAGCAGCGGGAGAGGGACAGCAGAUAGAAACAUCACAGGCACACUAUGAGCCACAUCCAGCUAACCAGGAGUCACAAAAACUGCAGGACGCUCCAGCGGUGAGAACCAUUAUUCAUAUAUUCUGAUUUCGUACAAUGGAAAAACAGUUAUAUUCAAAAACCUGCCUUCGUUUUCUUCCCAGGUUCCCUUCCCUAUUUCUUCCAGUUUCACUCAGGAGCUCGAGACUGCCCUUGAAAGUUUUGACUUUCUCAACUGUUCGGACCUUGAAGAUGAGGAGGAUGAGGAACAACAUCAAGAAGAUGAGGAGAAAAAGAAGGAGGAUGAUGAGGGGAAAGAUAAAGAAGACCAGCACAAAUUGAUGGAUGAGACAUUAAACCAACAGCCAGAGGUAGAAAAAGACGGCGAUGAUGAGGAAGAUGAAAAAAAACAACACAGCGUGGAGGACGAGACAGUAGAGGAAAAAAGAAAGGAAGACGAUGAAAGGAAAGAUGAAAAAAACCAAAACAAAAUAGAGCAAAAGACAGUGGAUGAAGAGGAAAAAGAGGAGGAGGAGGAGAAGGAGGGGCAAGAUGAGGACCAACAUAACAUAGAGGAAGAGACAGUAGAAGAAAAAGAACAAGAAGAAGACGAGGGGAAAAAUCAAGAGAACCUAAGUGAAAUAAAAGACAAGACAACGAAGGAGGAAGACAAAGAAGAGGAGGAUGGAAGACACGCAGAGACAUCAAACAAAACUGAGGAGGAGACGGUGCAGAAAACAGAUAAAGAAGAUGAUGAUGGGUGUGAUGAAGACAUCCGAGAGGAAACAGAGGACAAGAGAGCGGAGGAACAAAUAAAAGAGGAGGAGGAGGAUGAGCAGACAGAGCCCCAAAAUGACACUAAGGAGGAGAUUGUUGAGGAAGAAGAAAAGAAAGAAGAUGAAACAAACCAAAACCAAGUGGAAGAUGAAGCUGUGGGAAAAGAAGAUGAAGAGGAGGACGUUUACUCUGGAGGAAGGUCAGUGUUUUAGUUUUCAGGUUUGGCUUUUGUGUCAGACCUUUUUAUUGAUGAGUAAAUGUCUCCUCACAUUCAUAAACUUUCUUGUUUUAUUCCCUGCCCUGUGAAUAUUCUUGAUUCGGUGUUGACUGAAUAUUAAGCACUGGCAGACCUCAUGUCACUUAGACUUAGCAGUUUUAACACAUUCCAGUCAGAGCACACUGCAGUUACCCUGACAAAGCCCGUAUUAGCCUCUUUUGGGGUUUUCAGAAUUCGCAGUGAUUUGGCAACAAAUAAAAACAAGCCAGCAGAAUUUUACUGGGAUAAACAUUGAUUUCUUUCUUUUCCUGUGUUUCACAGUGUUGCAGGUUUUAAUAUUUCGUUUGGUUGAGUCACCAUCUAGUUUAGUGGUUUUACUUCUAGGUUGUAAUCUCUGUGACCGUCCAUUUUGUCUCUUCAGUUGCAGUGGAGAGGAGGGAGAGGAACUGGAGAUCCUCAUGGAAGCCCCAGAAGGAUUUAGAAACUCAGACGAAGACCAUUUCUCAGACUCACAGGUAAUCAGUUAAAGUGCAGAAUUGUAGUCAUGGAGUAUGUUUUCAAAUCAACUAAAAAGGAAAAAAAAAAAACAUUUUUAAAAAGGAGUCAAGCGUGGAGGAUGUACAAGAUUGGUUGCGUCGGAUAGAAAGAUCCGAGGCUGUGGAGGAGCAGAGCGAGGAAAAGGGAGAUGAACAGAAUGGUGAGAGCUGAAGACAAAGUCUGCCGUUGUUCAUGUGACUGCAGAGGUUUUUUAAUUUGCCCCUUUUUUUAAUCUUUCAGAGGAGGAGGCAUCACAUGAUCAGGAGGAGCGUCCCCAUACCCCCAGCCAUUUGGCCACUACUGUCUUUUAAUGACACAGUGGAACCAAAGCUAAACCGUUUCUCAUGCUCUGAUCCCCCUCUCACUCUGUGGGGCCGGAGGCCUCAAGGAUGGUCCACUAACUGCUCAGACAAACAGGCCCUCCUGUUACGGCAGAGUCUGUGCACAUAUUUGCCUUGUUCUGACCAAGAACGAUAAACCAUGAGGUUUCUUCACCUCAGCCAUGACUUAAAAGUCCCCUACCCCACCCACAAAGAAAGUCCCCUCUCUUUCAACACACACUCCAUCACAUUGCCUGGGUUUAAGUGGGACGCCAUUUGUUUACACUUGGAAAAACUGUUUCUGUCAUGUGAACAUUUAAUGUCCAGAGCAUUUCAGAAACAGCGAAAAGCGGCCUUGUUUUUUUUUUGUUUUAUCACGGUGUGUUUAAUACAUGAUCCAAUAAUUUGUAAAAGUUUGAUGAGUUCAAGUCGACUGACUUCUUCGAUCUGAAAAGAGGUUAAUAAUCACGGAGCUGCAUCUAAAAUGUUCAAAAAGUAACAGUAUUUGUGGAUAUAAAAAAACCAUGGAGGUUUUGAUUUUUCAGUGUUAAAUCCGUGUUCAGCGCGGAGCUCCUCUCUCGUAGUGGGAGAGGGAAAAGAGUUCAUGAGCAUGUGAUGUUUGUCUGAAGAUUUUUAUCAACAUGCUGUGGACUUGAAUUUGCAAAUCAGGGCUGCACUCUGAAAACCACAGUGUUUUUGGUGACAGUGGAUGAAAACAUUUAGAAAUCCAGACGUUACAUUCUAUCUUCAAAUCAACACAAGGAACACAAGUUACAUUAGGAAUGAAUGGACCACGUGAAGGGUUGGAGUCAUGCUCAUUUUGGUCUUGUUUUACAAUCAGUGUAAGCCUAUAUUUAAACCUGCAUGUGUCGCUGCCUCACACUGCCAGCAUGUCUGUAUAAAAGCUCAAAUGAUCAGUCUGUGUGUGUAAGCUCAGUCCCUGUGAGGAAGCCAUCCAGUCCUCAACUGUGUUUAAAAGCUACCUCACGGGGGCGCUAUAGUCCGUCAGUAUCAUGCUCUAUGUUGUUACUCAAAAGCCUCGUCAUUCGGAAAGUGCCUCAGAGAUGUAAGGUUUAAAAUGCCACGAAAGGAGAGAUAAGGCAAAAGGUAUCAGUGUUUAUUUUCUGAACUACUUUAAGAGUGUGCACAAUAAGAGAUAUUUACUGUUUCAUAUAAAGAAUUGUAUAUGUCUUGAAAUGUCAAAAUGUUUAUGUUCAGAAAUGUUUAAACUUUAUAAAGGUUUCUUUAAAACAAA